This is a messenger RNA of Cercopithifilaria johnstoni, 2469 nucleotides long. The record is from the annotation of a GenBank genome assembly. Lineage: Eukaryota; Metazoa; Nematoda; Chromadorea; Rhabditida; Onchocercidae.
AUGCAGUCGGUGAAUAUCCACGAUGCUGCUUCUGUCAGUUCUGCAAUUGGAGCAUGCAACAAAUGGAAUGUUGAUGUUCCGAAUGGUUCAUUGCGGUCGAAACCGAAACGAUCAGAAGAUCUUCAGUUUGAUUUCGAUGAUACGCUGUCUAGCUUGAGAGGACAAAUGGUGGCAAGAGCAGAAGAAGAAGAAGCACUGAUUAGAAGCCUAGAUGAAAUGCUGCACAAGACUUCUAUUAGUGGAGCAGAACACACGGCUAAUUCAGAUAUUUCUUUACCAUUUAAUCUGGCGGUUACACGUCUCAAGAAUCAAAUGACGUUGGUUGAAUCUGAUACCAAACAGCUUGCUAAUAAACUGAAAAUGAUUUCUGGCCUAGCAGACAGCAUUUCAGGCAAGGUCUUGGCAUUAGAUAUAGCGAAAGGCCGGGUGGUCGAAUGCUUACAACGAGUCAGUGAUUUAAUGGAUUUGCGUACUUGUGCUGAUGGUGUACGUUCUGCAAUAGAACAAGAGGAUUAUGAAUUGGCUGCCAGACACAUCCAUAAAUUUUUGGCGCUGGAUACAAUAAUAUUUCAAAUGAGUGAUCAGGAAGAAGCGAAGGAUAUAGGCCAAUCAAUGGGGAAAAGUUACGAAAUCUUGCGCGAGGCAGCCAAUGAAAUGAAAUCAGUAAUCGAAAAACGCUUCGAUCAAGCUGUUGUAGAUAACGAUGUUGCUUCGAUUCAAAGAUUUUUUAAGUUAUUUCCACUGGUUAAUGAACACGUAAAAGGUAUCAAACGGAUUGGUGACUAUCUCUGUGCUGAGAUCCAUCAAUUUGCAGAACGGAAUUAUAAGGUAAUGCUGGCCGGUGGUACCGAUGAUAAGAGAAUAAGUGUGCUUUAUGCAGAUGCACUGACAAUGCUUUUUGAAGGAAUAGCUCGUGAGAUACAAGUGUAUGAACCACUGAUUAAUUCCUCAUAUGGUCCGGAUAAGUUGCUGUUAUUGAUUGAAAUACUCCAGAAGGAAUGCGACAAAGAAGCUGAACGAAUCAUUGAUGCAUUCAUCAAUAAUAGACAGUUUGAUAAUAAAGCAAAAAUGAUUGAGAAGAUAAGAAGAAACUCGGAUAAAUACGUAUUAGAUAAAAUCGAUGCCUUAGAAUUGGAUGUGCUUUUAUCCGAAGUGACGUUGAUGCAUACUAGGACCCACCUUUACUGGCGUUAUCUUAGGAGACGGUUGAAUGUGGCAAAUAUGAAAACUGAUCAGGAGCAGAAGGAAUUGGAUGAGAAUCAGAUGGAUGAUGAAAAUAAACGGCUUUUGGAAAAAGCUAGAUCAAAGCAGAAACAUGAAAGAAGUAACAAGUUGGAUGAUUUGGUUUUGCGGUCGGUUCUUGGGACAAGAAUGCAGGAAUUGUUGGGUCAGUAUGUUCUUAUGGAACAAUUUUAUAUGACAGAGUCUGUUGCAAAGGCAAUGACUAUGGAUUUAAAAGAGGUCGACAGCUUAACAAGCUGCAUGCUUGAUGAUGUAUUUUUCAUUAUUCGUAAAUGUGUAAGACGUUCUCUCAGUUCAUCAUCAGUGGAUUGCACAUGUGCUGUGUUAAAUAAUGGUGUGACUGCAUUAGAAGCAGAUUUUCUGAAAUAUAUAUUUCAGGGUAUUAAGAGUGGUUAUCCUGGCGCAGGUUGGACUGCUGAAGCAUAUCAAACGGCGCAAACAGCAUAUAACGUUAUACAACAUGGAAAAAUGGUUACAGAUUCUGGACCCGAGAAAUUGAAAGAAAUUUUCUUGAACGCCUUAAACAAUGUUCGUGCAUCCGCUGAAUGUACGAAAACACUGAAAAAAGGGUUGUUGGAAGAUUUUGAAAAGCACCUAACCGAGGUGAAUGAACAUGAGAAAGGCAAAUUGGAAAACGCAGUUAGCCAGCUGGAUGAUUUAGUGCGGAAAUUUGACAGUUCUGCGAAUGUUGGUGUUGAUAAAUUGUGCGCAGCUGUAUUUCGGCCUAAAUUGAAACCCGUCAUGGAGCUCUAUUUGAGUGUUACUCAUACCCCUUCUGAGAGUGAAUUCGCUGAUUUUGAAGCUGAGGAUCCAUUCAUGGAUAAUUUCAUCGCAACACUUGAUCGCCAGUUAGCAGCUUUUGAGCCGUUACUUAUCCCCGUCAAUUAUCAGGAAUUGCUGGUAGUUGUUUGUGCCGAAGUUUCUAUGCAGUUCGAGCGUGUGAUAAUGAAAAGCGUCUAUAAUCGACUUGGUGGCUUGCAACUUGACAAAGAUUUUCGUUCUUUGAGCUCAUACUUGACUAACGUUGCUGGUUGGGUCAUGCGUGAGAAAUGUGCGAGGUUAUCUCAGAUAGUGUCUAUAAUAAAUGUAGACAGUGUUGGGGAGGCAGAAGAGUGCUUCCAUCAGUUACAGCAUCAUAACCUUAUGCUAACAAGCGAUGAAGCGAUGAAAGUGCUCGUGUUGCGAAUCGAUUUGCCGUCCGAUGCCAUCAAAAAUGCUUCAUUUUGA